AACCACGUGUCCUUCUUCUCACCGUUCCAAAACUAUCUGAUCCCAUUCUUCUCCCAAUUCCAAAUUUUGCCAUCCCAAUAUAACCACCCACUUUCAUUUCAUGUGACUCUUUGCUUCCUUCACUCUCACUACACUCUUUUUUGUCAACUUCAAUAGGAGAGAAGAAAAAAAUAUCCCAUUUUGUAUGAUAUUUUUCUUCUUUUCUAUUCAUCAUUCACAUACUCCAAAUCCUUCUCUUAUUUUCCUUUUUAUUUUGUCUCUUUCCACUUUAUGAUAUUUUUCUAUUCAUCAUUCACAAUCUCACUUGAGCUAUCAUUGGGCAUCAAAUCUACUGAUUCUCUUUUGUGGCCUAGCAAUAGCACUCCUUGAAAUAUCUUCACGUGGCAUUAGUUGGAGUUGGAAGUGGUAGUUUUCUCUCACUUGGGGUGACAGGAGAAAGAUAAGGAAUUGGAAAUGGCUACUAAGGUAGAGGCUAAUGGUGGUGGUAAAAGUGGUGGUGUUUCUACAGUUUCUGCCAAAGUUCCAGCGGUGGCACAUCCAUUGGCUGAAAAGCCUGAUGAGGUUGCAUCUAAUAUCAGUUACCAUGCUCAGUUCAGUCCUCAUUUUUCCCCUUUCAAGUUUGAGCUGGAACAAGCUUACUAUGCCACUGCAGAGAGUGUUCGUGAUCGUCUCAUUAGGCAAUGGAAUGAAACAUACCAACAUUUUCACAAAGUUGAUCCCAAGCAAACUUACUACUUAUCAAUGGAGUUCCUUCAAGGUCGAGCUUUAACCAAUGCUAUUGGAAAUCUGAAUAUCCAAGAUGCAUAUGCCAAUGCUUUGAGGAAAUUUGGGCUUGAACUUGAAGCAAUAGUAGAGCAGGAGAAGGAUGCAGCACUAGGAAACGGUGGUCUUGGUAGGCUUGCUUCUUGCUUUCUAGAUUCCAUGGCAACACUUAAUUUGCCUGCUUGGGGUUAUGGUUUGAGGUAUAGAUACGGGCUAUUUAAGCAGAGAAUCACCAGGGAAGGUCAAGAGGAAGUUGCAGAGGAUUGGCUUGAGAAGUUUAGCCCCUGGGAAGUUGUGAGGCAUGACAUUGUGUACCCCAUCAGAUUCUUUGGUCAUGUUGAGGUUAAUCCUAAUGGAAGCCGAAAAUGGGUCGGAGGAGAGGUUGUGCAAGCGCUGGCUUAUGAUGUGCCAAUGCCAGGUUACCAAACCAAGAACACCAUCAGUCUUCGCCUCUGGGAAGCAAAAGCGAGUGCUGAGGAUUUUAAUUUAUUUUUAUUUAAUGAUGGACAACAUGAUGCUGCUUCAGUGCUUCAUUCACGAUCUCAACAGAUUUGUUCGGUUUUAUAUCCUGGGGAUGCCACAGAAGGUGGAAAGCUUCUACGGCUGAAGCAGCAGUUCUUUCUCUGCAGUGCAUCACUUCAAGAUAUAAUUUCCCGAUUUAAGGAGAGGAGACAAGGACCUUGGAACUGGUCUGAAUUCCCAACAAAGGUUGCUGUACAAUUGAAUGAUACUCACCCAACACUUUCAAUACCAGAGUUGAUGCGAUUACUAAUGGAUGAUGAAGGGCUCGGAUGGGAUGAAGCAUGGGAAGUGACAACAAGGACCAUUGCUUACACCAAUCAUACUGUCCUCCCUGAAGCACUGGAGAAAUGGUCUCAACCUGUUAUGUGGAAACUGCUUCCUCGCCACAUGGAGAUCAUAGAAGAAAUAGAUAAGAGAUUCACUGCAAUGAUAAAUACCAGCCGAUUGGACCUUGAGAGUGAGCUUUCCGCCAUAUGCAUCUUGGACCAUAAUCCCCAGAAGCCAGUAGUUCGGAUGGCAAAUUUGUGUGUUGUUGCUUCUCAUGUGGUGAAUGGCGUUGCCCAGUUACACAGUGAUAUAUUAAAGUCAGAAUUAUUUGCAAAUUAUGUUUCAAUAUGGCCAACAAAGUUCCAAAAUAAAACCAAUGGGAUUACACCUCGAAGAUGGAUCCAUUUUUGUAAUCCUGAGCUAAGCGGGAUAAUCACCAAGUGGUUAAAAACUGAUCAAUGGGUAACCAACCUUGACUUGUUAACAGGUCUUCGACAGUAUGCUGACAAUGAAGAUCUGCAAGCAGAAUGGCUUUCUGCAAAGAUGGCUAGUAAGCAGCGCUUGGCACGGUAUGUUCUGCAGGUGACAGGGGAGAUCAUUGACCCAGAUAGUUUGUUUGACAUUCAAGUCAAGCGUAUCCAUGAAUACAAGAGGCAGCUACUAAAUAUUGUUGGUGUGAUUUAUAGAUAUAAGAAGCUAAAGGAGAUGAGCCCUGAAGAGCUUAAGAAAACUACUCCACGCACUGUGAUGAUUGGAGGAAAGGCAUUUGCAACAUACACAAAUGCUAAAAGGAUAGUCAGGCUGGUGAAUGAUGUUGGUGCUGUUGUCAACAGUGAUCCUGAGGUCAAUAGCUACUUGAAGGUUGUGUUCAUCCCGAAUUACAAUGUGUCUGUGGCAGAAAUGCUGAUUCCAGGAAGUGAGCUUUCUCAGCACAUUAGCACUGCCGGCAUGGAAGCAAGUGGCACAAGCAACAUGAAAUUUGCUUUGAAUGGGUGCCUUAUAAUUGGUACUUUAGAUGGAGCUAAUGUGGAAAUCAGGGAAGAGAUUGGUCAGGAAAAUUUUUUCCUCUUCGGUGCAACUGCAGAGGAUGUCCCACGACUGAGGAAGGAAAGAGAGAAUGGCCUGUUCAAGCCUGAUCCUCGAUUUGAAGAGGCAAAGAAGUUUAUUAGGAGUGGAGUGUUUGGAAGCUAUGACUACAAUCCAUUGCUUGAGUCUUUAGAAGGAAAUUCGGGUUAUGGUCGAGGUGAUUACUUUCUAGUUGGUUAUGACUUCCCAAGCUACAUGGAUGCUCAGGCAAGAAUUGAUGAAGUGUAUCGUGAUAGGAAAAAAUGGCUAAAAAUGUCCAUCUUAAGCACUGCUGGGUGUGGAAAGUUCAGCAGUGACCGGACAAUUGCUCAGUAUGCCAAGGAAAUUUGGAACAUAGAAGAGUGCCGCGUACCGUAAUUUCAAUUGGAUAUCUCUUUCAUUCAAGUUUCUGUAUAGCACAAAAAGAAUUAUAAGUAAAAAGAAGU
Abrus precatorius (Indian licorice) is the source of this 3062-nucleotide messenger RNA. RefSeq names its product alpha-glucan phosphorylase, H isozyme. The transcript has 17 exons. Gene Ontology annotation, molecular function: pyridoxal phosphate binding; glycogen phosphorylase activity. The record is from RefSeq and is a predicted model, not a curated record. Bases 454 to 2994 code for a protein of 846 amino acids. Gene Ontology annotation, biological process: glycogen catabolic process. Gene Ontology annotation, cellular component: cytoplasm. NCBI's taxonomy places the organism in Eukaryota, Viridiplantae, Streptophyta, Magnoliopsida, Fabales, Fabaceae.